Molecule: messenger RNA, 390 nt
Organism: Paramecium tetraurelia
Lineage: Eukaryota; Ciliophora; Oligohymenophorea; Peniculida; Parameciidae
Exons: 2
Source: RefSeq, a predicted model, not a curated record
AUGUAAUACGGUAUAAAGGGGGAAGAUUUGACAAGAUCUAAAAUUGAAAUCCUUGAGGACUUGACGAGAGAAUCAGUUGAAUCUUUAGAUAGCUUAUUGCCUCAAUUCCAUUGUGACAACUUUCAGCAAUUGGAAAUUGAGAGGAGAGUUGUGGCCUAUUUAAGAGUGUUGGGAGUGAAAUUUAAGACAGACCCCACACAAAAAGAACAAGAGUUUUAUGAGUACCCGAAGAAAGAUGGCAUAAUUUUUUAAUAGGUAAUUGGAGAAUCCCCCAUGAUUAACAAUAUAUAAAUUAUAAAAGUUGGGACGGAUCAAAGUAAUACCAAAAGUGAUUCAGAAAAAUUUUUAAGUCCGUUUAUUCUGGGAAAAUAACGAUCGUUUGAAAUCUGA